CCACGAACUCUCACCCAGAACCCAAGCUCACAGAUUUUUUGUUAGCAAUCCAGGACUGCCUUGCCAAAGUGUGCUAAACGUUGAGCUGCCAUUCAAAAGUUCAAACGGUGUACUUUGCAUUUUUGUCAAUCCUUCCUAUUUGGGAAGAGCAAGCUGCUCUCAAACAUGAUCAUGGAUAACGAUAUUCUGCGCGCAUGGCUCCUCAUUCACGAGCUCAGCGACCAGCUUGCUCAUAACCAGAAGAUAUCAAAUGCAAUACAUUCACAAGCUACUUCAAUAAAAGACCAGGCCGUGCACGCCAGCUCAGGUUUUGCUUUGAGGCGGUUUAAUACCGACAUUUCGAAAGAGGUUUUCGACUCCGAAUUGGAGCGCAUGAACGCCCAAUUCAUUAUAGAGAACCAAACCCUACUUCACGAGAACAAGCAAUUUAGUAUCCUUCUCAAAGAAUAUGAAAGCACUAUGGAAACCAUUAUGUCCAAAUUUCGGAAUCAUGCGUUAGCAGCUCAGCAACACGAGCUUACCCUGACGCGCCACUAUGAAGGCUUACUCCUGGCAUGUGAUUCCCAGAACCAGUAUGCGGACCUAACUUCCGAAACCAAGACCGCAGUUGGUCUUCAGCGCCUUGCUCACACCCUCCGUGCAUUGCAUCGUUCCAUGUCUGGCGAAGAGCCCGAACUAAACGAUGAUGGCACCCCAGACUCCCCGAUCGACAUCACUGCUCUCCUUCAAACAUUAGACCAACAAGCAGAAUCCGAGAUUCGGGACGAUUGGGCGUUGGAGCGUGAAAUUGAAAUUUCCCGUCUGGAAAAGGAGAACGAGGAGCUGCGUAAGAUGCUAGGCAUUGACUCCGCCUCCUUGAGCGAAAAGGGAAUCACACUUGAUCUCGAGCGAGAGGAGAGUGGUCGGAUCUCGACGUCACUUUCUGUCGCAUCUCGGAUGCGGAGUGGGUCAUCUUCUUCUGGUUCACGUAUGAGUCCGUGGGCGUUUGACAUUGAUGUGCCACAAGAGCGGGAUAGCAAUCCUUGGAAUGGAUGGGAAUCACAGCCUCAACAACAGCUCCAACAACAACCCCUCCCCCCGCCCCCGCAGCCCCAACGACCACAAACACAGCAGCGGAUCCAGCCGCAACAUCCUCCUCAACUCGGUAGUGGUUUGCGCAUGCAAGAUCCAAUAUACUCCAAUCAACUUCCGUAUGCCAAGACUAUGCGACGACCCGCAAAUUUAUUCUCGCCAAAUCCUGGGCCUGCGCCACCAGUAAGCGUGGGCUCUAGCGUGGGUUGGGCGCAGUCGACACCGUCUAAACUUGACCGUUGGACCCCACCGAAUAUGGCGGAUUUCAAUCAUUAACUCGCGGUAGUUCAUUUCGUUACAGUGUUGUAUCCCUAGACUCUUUUGAUACCCUUCUUGCUUUGACAGUACUCCGCUUACUGCAACGUCUUUCAAUGACAUAUGAACUGCACUGCGUUGCCCUGGAAUUGUAAGCUACACGUCUGUUCGAAC
Molecule: messenger RNA, 1500 nt
Organism: Suillus subalutaceus
Lineage: Eukaryota; Fungi; Basidiomycota; Agaricomycetes; Boletales; Suillaceae
Exons: 5
Coding region: 166-1347 (393 amino acids)
Source: RefSeq, a predicted model, not a curated record